Messenger RNA from Clonostachys solani, 1491 nucleotides. The record is from the annotation of a GenBank genome assembly. Lineage: Eukaryota; Fungi; Ascomycota; Sordariomycetes; Hypocreales; Bionectriaceae.
AUGGUUGGUGUGCCUGGCAGAUUAAAGGCCUGCAAGACCUGCCGAAGCCGAAGAGUCAAAUGCGAUCUACAACGACCUGGCUGUGGCCAAUGCCUGAGACGGCAAGUCACAUGCGGUGGAUACGAGCGGCAGCUCAUAUUCGUCAAUAACACUUCACAAGAAGUCCCAAGUGCCUCGUUCAGCCUUGGGAACAAGGCCUAUUCGAUUGCGGACCGUGGAAAUGAAAGAACCCCGACUAGACCGCCUCUGUCGCCGCAAACCAUUCAUCAAUAUGCAUUCGUUUCAAGGGCUUCAGAGGAACGCAUGGUGGGUUGGUUUUGGUCCACCUAUCUUCCAAACGGCCGAUCGGCUUCAAGUGAUACGGCACAGUUUUCGCUAUACGGCUGGACUACUCUGAUUCAAGACCUGUACGACAAAAGCAGCAUGGUCCGGGCAGCAGUCUUAGCAAGCGUGUUGGGAAGGAUGGCCGAGGUAGAAAAUAGCCCAACCAUCCGCCGAAAAAGCCAUGAGCUUUAUGGAUGGACACUGCUUUCUUUGGGGAGGAUUCUUCGAGAGCCUUCCAAGCAUCCAUGUUACCUAAUUCUCUCGGCUCUGAAGCUACUGGGGUUUUACGAGCUCUGGUCUACAUCAGAUGAAAGUAAUCAUCCGAACCCGUUCAAAGCGUGGAGCUCGCACGUCACUGGCAAUGCUGCAUUUAUACUACUGAGAGACCCGAGUGCCUUUAUCGAAGGGCAUGCCCAUAGACUCUUUGCCGACAGCCGCUAUGGUCAGGCUAUCGUUGGAAUUAAGCUUAGGAAGCCCUCACCUUUGGCGCAACAAGAGUGGAAAACCAUUCCAUGGAAGACCAUCCAGAAGACGUCCAGGGAUAGCCUGCUCGACAUUAUGAUUGAACUCCCAGGAAUUUAUGCGGAGGUAGACUCCAUCGACGCUUGCAAAAACCAAAAUGUCCAGAAAGCUCGCCGAAGACAGCUAAUAGCGAGAUGCUGGUCACUUUCGAAUGAUCUCCAAGGCUGGGAAGCCGUAUCCGGCCGACCGAUGCUUGAAUUCGCAGAAUGCGUAUUGGAGUCGGGAAAUCAAACCCGCAGCGAUCCCUUAUCGCCCGAGAAUCUUUCAAAGGGGAUCCUUAUUUUAAUAUACUGGGCUGUCUGUAUCAUGUUAUACGAUGUUCUCCAAAAUGAGGCAGACCUCUACUCCUUUUCCUCCAAAGCUCGGAAAAUAUGGCCUCAUUUUACCGAACCAUUAGUUUACUGUCGCAAAAUGGCUGCUUUACUGCCUUGUUUCUUGAAUCCCGACACGAGCACCAACUACUUGAUCCUGUAUCCAGUGGGCAUUGCACUUCAAUACCAGCUCAGAAUUGACAAAGGCACCCUGUCCGAAGAGCAGACGGCUUUGAUGCAGGCUUUCACGGGCAAUGUAGGGAAGACUGCAAUGGCAUUUAUGAAUGAUGCACAUGGUUUCAAAGGUUCCGCACCUCAUUUGUCUUCAGAUUAG